AAGAGAAAAUCUCCAGGCCACAUAUGAGGUAGUGGAUAUUGCACGCCAUUGGGUGCCGUAUGGUUGACCGACAUAUUCAAUUCUUCUCACAAAUAUUACCCAGAAGACGGGCUGAAGUAGCAGCGGAAGUUUCUUGUUAUACAGAGAAAUGGCGCGGUUUGCGGUACAUUGGGGUCAAUCAUUAGAAAAAUGUGGACAUGGUAUCCUUCUUGCACCAAAAGCAUACAUGUAUCAGAGAGUGCAGAAUUACAGAGCUACUGCAGUCUAGUUUGCCCCCGAGAUGACUCCGCUCGCUCGUGCUUGGUUGCUCCUUACAGUUUACUUGAUACCCUCUGGUUCUCUUCGAUGGCAUCUCUUGAGCUUCUUUUUCAAUCCUUUUUGGCUCAUACCCUGCCAAUUUUUUGUGUGGGUGAAGGCAUCAAGGAAAUGGAUAGCAGUGAUUCUGUUUUUCCCCUUCAAGGUUGCCGUCGUUUACUUCAUUUUCCCUGUUUAUAGAUUUUUGGUAGCUCGACUGUUCCGCAAUAAAGGUUCCACGGAGUCAGCGGUUUGGCCAGAGGAGUCGAUAAAUUGUGAGGAUUCGGAAGAAUAUGAAGAUGUCCAUGAAUUCAUUCCUGGGAUCGAGUGGUUUCGCAUUUUUGAAGUCCCUCCACUCGUAAGCGGAUAUGCAAGGAUUGAAGUUGUUCAAAAUAUCGUGAAAGAAAUGCCAAACAUAGAAGAAGAACAGAGCACCAACGAAUCUUCGGAAGCAGAAGUUCAAGAAGUAAUGAAUGCACUAGCAGGCAUGCGAGCAGAACAAGCAACGAAUGUAUCUGCAAGGAUAGAAGAAGUUCCGGUAGCCGAUGAGGAGUUCAUCGCAACAGAUGACAACGAAAACGAAAAGGUGGAGGAAGAUCAUAACAGUACUGAGGAUGCAGACACGGCUGAGUCAAUUGAUGAAUCAGUUUCGGAGGCUGUAAAUUAUGAAACUGGAAGAAAUGUGCUAGAUCGAAUUAGCACCACGGGUACAUUGACUUUUCAGAGAGGAUUGGAGGUAGAAGAAGAAAGGGAAGAGGUUGACCAAUUCUAUCAGGAGUAUAGAGAAAGGAUAACACAGCUUAAUCGCCUGAACGAGGAAUGCACCGAUAAUUUAAGAACAAUUUUGGCGAGGCUAGUUUGGAAUUCAGAACUGCCACAGAAAUUUGCUGGUUUAGUGUCUGUUCUGACAGACAAUGCCGAUAGGAGCGAAGCUGUUACAAGGAAAUUUAUCAAGAGUGUAAGAGCACGUGUUGAGAUGUUUUAUGUGGGUCACUCUUGUUUGUGCUCCGAGGCUCUUCAAUACCAAUACAGGAAGAUUCAGGAAAUGGCAUCCUCUGUUCCUCCAGCGAGACUUCCAUGUAAUAAGAUAGCUGCCAAAUUUGAUCACUUCAGGAUUCUGCUCGAGAGAUUCAUGGAGGACGAACGCAUGCGAGGCGAGAGGUUUUGGAACUAUUCCCAAUUCAGGUUUAUGCAAUAUAAAGACCUACUACUGGUUCCUUCCCUGUCAGAUCAACUGGAAGCUGAUAGAACUGGAGGUAAGAACAUGGAGUCGAGCGAACUGCUAAAUGUAGUUGAGGAGUGCAUAGUAUGGUUUCUGAAAUUUCUCAAGAACGAUCACGGGAGAAAACCUUCUGUUAGUCUGCGAAGGUUCCUGCUGUGGGAUGAAGCACAAGUAGAAGACGCCAAUGACCUGAAGAUGUUAUCAGAUAUAAAAAGAACGCUUCGAGAAAAGGAAGCAGCAUUGAAGAAUUUGCAAACAGAAAAGAGGGAUUCGCUCUUAAAGAGGAAAAGAAGGAACCAAAUUCAAGGCUGGUACAGGGUUGAAUGUUUGUGUUGCUCAAUUGACUUGAGACUUGUUGCUAGAGUUCUGGCUAUGCCAAUCGUCUCCACCAAGCAAUUGAAAUGGUGUCAAGAUGUGCUGGCAAACAUUCACUUUGAUGGUAGCCAGGUUAAAAGAAGUCGCUUAGGCCUCCUUUUCCCAUGUCCAGGGAGUGACCAAGAAAGAUGAACUGUAGAUUUUUCUUUCUCCAUAUGUUUACAGGUCGCUAAUUAGUGGAACCUGUACACCCUUUGCAUACCUUUUAGAGCUAUGCACUGCGCGUGUUUUUUUCUUGUACAGUAACACAGUAAAAAUAUCUGCACUUCAUAAGUUCAA
This is a messenger RNA of Nymphaea colorata (pocket water lily), 2170 nucleotides long. RefSeq lists its product as uncharacterized. The record is from RefSeq and is a predicted model, not a curated record. The transcript has 4 exons. NCBI's taxonomy places the organism in Eukaryota, Viridiplantae, Streptophyta, Magnoliopsida, Nymphaeales, Nymphaeaceae. The coding region runs from base 281 to 2023 and encodes 580 amino acids.